UCUAAAGAGGGGUCACUGAAGCAGAAUCAAUUGAAAGCAUUUUCUUCUUUUUCUUUCUUCUAUGGCUUUCUCAGCAACCUUUUCGAAUAGCUCAUUUUCAUACAUUUCUACACUUCUACACUCGCCAGCAAGAAGAAUCCCAUUUCGACUACGAGUAGUUAAAGCUGAAAAAUCGGCCGAACCCGCAAGUGAUCAGAAGCUUACAGAGACAAAAACUCAAGAAGUUUCUACCAAUUCUCAACCUGCAUCAUCCACGAGUCCUCCUCCUAAGCCCAAAAAGCCUGUAUAUUCAAUGAAAAAGGGGCAGAUUGUGAGAGUGGAUAAGGAGAAGUACCUUAAAAGUAUCAAUUACUUAUCUGUUGGACAUCCACCUUAUUAUAAAGGUUUGGACUACAUAUAUGAAGAUAGGGGGGAGGUGCUGGACAUUCGGAUAUUUGAGACAGGAGAGUAUGCGCUGAUUGGAUGGGUUGGAAUACCAACUGCACCAGCUUGGCUUCCAACAGACAUGCUUAUCAAGUCCGAUAAGCUAGAUUAUGAAAGAAUGUAAGGAUUCAGAGGCACAGCCAGAGAAAUGGUGAUCUUAAUAUUUCAAAACUAGGAGAGGAUACCAUGUUUUGAAGUACAUGUGAAUUUUACAGGCUCUUGCUUUCUUACUAGCCAUUGUAGCUUAACAUAAUAUUGCAGUGACCGUAAACCAAAUUAUCUGCUUUGAGACUGUGGCUUUGAUUUUUGGUCAUUGAAUGGCUUUAUCAGGAGAAGAAAAUGCUUCCAAUUGAAAACAUUUUCAUGGAGGGUAUGAACUACA
This is a messenger RNA of Coffea eugenioides, 805 nucleotides long. Its product is annotated as NAD(P)H-quinone oxidoreductase subunit O, chloroplastic. The record is from RefSeq and is a predicted model, not a curated record. The transcript is spliced from 6 exons. Gene Ontology annotation, molecular function: oxidoreductase activity, acting on NAD(P)H, quinone or similar compound as acceptor. Lineage: Eukaryota; Viridiplantae; Streptophyta; Magnoliopsida; Gentianales; Rubiaceae. Bases 62 to 547 code for a protein of 161 amino acids. Gene Ontology annotation, cellular component: plasma membrane.